This is a messenger RNA of Oncorhynchus masou masou (cherry salmon), 2913 nucleotides long. Its product is annotated as medium-chain acyl-CoA ligase ACSF2, mitochondrial-like. The coding region runs from base 1 to 1401 and encodes 466 amino acids. The transcript has 9 exons. Gene Ontology annotation, biological process: fatty acid metabolic process. The record is from RefSeq and is a predicted model, not a curated record. Gene Ontology annotation, molecular function: medium-chain fatty acid-CoA ligase activity. Lineage: Eukaryota; Metazoa; Chordata; Actinopteri; Salmoniformes; Salmonidae.
AUGGUUUACAGUCGGGGUCUCUGGCUCCGCUGUGGUUUCCAGUCGGGGUCUCUGGCUCCGCUGGGGUUUCCAGUCGGGGUCUCUGUCUCCGCUAUGGUUUACAGUCGGGGUCUCUGGUGCUGCUAUGGUUUCCAGUCGGGGUCUCUGGUGCUGCUAUGGUUUCCAGUCGGGGUCUCUGGCUCCGCUGUGGUUUACAGUCGGGGUCUCUGGCUCCGCUGUGGUUUCCAGUCGGGGUCUCUGGAUCCGCUAUGGUUUACAGUCGGGGUCUCUGGCUCCGCUGAGGUUUCCAGUCGGGGUCUCUGGCUCCGCUAUGGUUUACAGUCGGGGUCUCUGGUGCUGCUAUGGUUUCCAGUCGGGGUCUCUGGUGCUGCUAUGGUUUCCAGUCGGGGUCUCUGGCUCUGCUAUGGUUUUCAGUCGGGGUCUCUGGCUCCGCUGUGGUUUUCAGUCGGGGUCUCUGGCUCCGCUGUGGUUUACAUCGGGGUCUCUGGCUCCGCUGUGGUUUACAGUCGGGGUCUCUGGCUCCGUUAUGGUUUCCAGUCGGGGUCUCUGGCUCCGCUGUGGUUUUCAGUCGGGGUCUCUGGCUCCGCUGUGGUUUUCAGUCAGGGUCUCUGGCUCCGCUGUGGUUUUAAGUCAGGGUCUCUGGCUCCGCUACGGUUUACAGUCGGGGUCUCUGGCUCCGCUACGGUUUACAGGUUUAUGAGUGGGUCUCUUUGUCCUCCUGAAGUCAUGAAGAAACUCAAAACUGAUAUGAAUGUCAAUGAUAUGAUAAUAGGCUAUGGGACCACAGAGAACAGCCCUGUAACAUUCCUUGGUUUCCUGCGAGACAACGAGGAACUGAAGACAGAGACGGUGGGAUGCAUCCUGAACCACACUGAGGCGAAGGUGGUGGAUGUGUCCUCUGGAGAGGUGGUUCCUCUGGGGGACCCAGGAGAGCUGCUGAUCAGAGCUUACUCUGUUAUGUUGGAGUACUGGGAGGACCCAGACAAGACCAGUGAGGCUAUCGCCAAAGACCGCUGGUACAGAACCGGUGACAUAGCCAGUCUGGACAGGUUUGGGUACUGCCGUAUAGUGGGACGUAUAAAGGACAUGAUCAUACGUGGAGGAGAGAACAUCUACCCUGCUGAGAUAGAGAAGUUCCUUCACACCCAUCCCAACGUACAGGAGGCCCAGGUGAUUGGCGUGAGAGAUGAGAGGUUGGGGGAACAGGUGUGUGCCUGUAUCAGACUGAAGGAGGGACUGGACUGUAGCAGAGAGGAGAUCAGAGACUUCUGCAAGGGACAGAUUUCUCACUUCAAGAUCCCCCACUAUGUGGUGUUUGUGGACAGCUAUCCACUGACUGCCUCUGGAAAGAUCCAGAAGAAUAAACUGAGGGAGGAGAUGGAGAAGAAGCUGGCUCUGUGAUGGACAGAGGGACCGAGACAGACUGGGCUAAUAGCAACCCACGUUGAGCACCGUUGAUCUCUCGUUAAACCAUCAAUAAGAUCAUCCGCACAGUGAAUCUGAAUUACAACCACUGACAUUUAGUUGUGGCUGCUGCCAACAUUUUUAUUUUUUUACUAUUUUGUCCUCUGGUGGGUAAUAUCUUCAGAUUAAUCACUUAACUAUUUGACAAUCAUUUUGUUCAAAUGAAAUGAGGCAUUUCCUUGUUUACCACAGAGAAUCUGUGGCAGUUGACCCUCCACAUGUUAUGAAUGGAAAGGUCAGGUUGGUGUACCUACUUGUAUUUCCAAUGUAAUCCAUUAAUGAGUAAUCCAUCCAUUAAUAUAAUCCAUUAACUUGCCUUUAUAAUCAAAAGGGGAACAUACAAUAUCCCUGAACUGUCCACAUCUAACAUUGGUAACUAAAUCAAGCCAAUCAUGAUUUGAGUUAAUAUAAUCUGUUUUCAUUAAGGACUAUGUCUCCUUUUUAAGGGUUGACUUAAUAUAAUCUAUGUAAAAUGGCCGACUAUGUGUCUUCUUUAGAACCACUAAUGUUUUCUGUUCAUUGCUUGUAGUCCUUCACCAACACACUAUUCCACACAGUCUCAGCCAUGUUUAGCUGAAUCAGGUUAAAGAGGCCAGCCGGGAUCUUAAAAACUGCCUGCGUUUUUCAACGUUCCGUUUUGAUCUCACACAUGGAUAAAACACUACCUGUAACGUUCUUCAGGCGGAGAAAGCCACGCUAUCCUGACAUUCACCGCUUGACCUCGGCUUAAUCUGUGUCCAGGAAACUGGCCUUAACUCUUCCACCUCUUCCAGAACUCUAGAACUAUCAUUUGGAGUGCUUGCUUAUCCCAUGGUCUAUGAUGUGUCACGAACCGGCUCGACGUUCCGAACAAAAGGGAGACCGCGUAGAGACAAGGAAUGACAGAAUAUAGUCAACUGAAUACGAUUAACAAUGGUGUGUCAUCAGUAGUGUGAGUGUUUUGCAUUCAAACAUGUGAUACUGCUGGGUGUUGAAAGGUGCCAAAGCAAACAACCCAAAUCUAGAAAGGUGCCUGCAUGGAGUCUCCUCCAUGAAUGGGGAAGUGGUGUAUUUAUCAACAAUGACUAAAUGAUGUAUACAUUUCAAUCAGGACUGACUAAACAGAAUACUAUUGUUACUGUAUGGAUGUAUGAAUCUUAUAAUCUGAGUACUGAAUAUGUGUGUAAUUAUAAUCAAGAAUCAGAACAGAGACUGUGUUUCUUGGUAGAAAUGAAUGAACUUACCGUCAGACUGGCUAGAAUGCGUAUCUUCACAGGGAGACCUUGGCCUGGUCGUAAAUGAUCUAAACCGGUGGUGGACGAUGUGGGAAGGCUUGUGAACUCUACUGCCAUUGUAUCGGAGUGGAGGAAGGACAGUUUACAACCUAUGACGUCACUUUUAGUUUAUAACCUGUUGUAAACUGUACCAUGAUCAGUACUCUCGAGAAUAAAUGCUAUUGAUUGAUUUUGA